Sabethes cyaneus is the source of this 948-nucleotide messenger RNA. Its product is annotated as EGFR adapter protein-like. The coding region runs from base 1 to 948 and encodes 315 amino acids. NCBI's taxonomy places the organism in Eukaryota, Metazoa, Arthropoda, Insecta, Diptera, Culicidae. The transcript has 3 exons. The record is from RefSeq and is a predicted model, not a curated record.
AUGAACUGCACCGCAUUGAACAGUAACCAAAUCGAAACGACUCCCAACAAUCAUCCCCGGCUGACAGUCAACACGGCUGUCGCACGAAACACCGUCGGGAUCCCGGUGUCAUCGGCACCUAGUCCGGGAAUAUUCUUUCACCAUACCAACAAUCUGCUAGAUGUGUCCCGACCGAACAACUCCGAAGAGGAAAACUCCCCGACGGAGUUGAACAGCUGCCGGAGGAUAGCAGAGAAACCACCUUUAGUGAAACGCCUCACCAUGGGCAUUCUGCGGCCGGCCGAAGACAGCAGACCACUGGUUCACAGUUCGUCACCGUCAAGCUCUUCCAGCUCAUCUCAAACCAUUUCCGACGGCUAUGUGAACGAGGGCAUAUGCGGCGACACUGCGGAGGCGAAUAAUGUGUUCAACAAAUUUGGCGAUUCAUGUCAGCGAUCGCUGACCGCAACCCAACCGAUCGGCGCGGAAGGAUCGCCGCGUUACAACCACAGCCAGGUUGCUCUAUAUCCGCAGCCUGGCGCGCCAAUCUCCCUGCGCAACGACAGCCUCAGCCUGAAGGAACAGCAUGAACUGAAAGGUGCUCCCUGGUUCCAGGCUGGCAUUCCCCGCGAGAUCUCGUUGGAAGUUCUCUGUCGACAGAAUCCGGGAGCAUUUCUGGUGCGCCAAAGCACCACUAAACCAGGCUGUUUCGCUCUGUCUCUCAGAGUACCACCACCGGCACCAAAAGUAGCGCAUUAUUUAAUUUUAAGGACGAUACGAGGUUAUAAAAUUAAGGGCUUCACCAAGGAAUUUAGCUCGCUGAGAGCACUGAUAACACACCAUUCUGUGAUGCCGGAGCUGCUUCCCGUUCCCUUAGCGCUUCCACGUCCCCCGCAGGUGGGCCAACGGCAGGAGGAUCCGGAAAUGUACGGUUCUUUGAACGAAUUUCAAAAGAUACUAGAAGAUUAG